AUGGCCAGGGGCCUUGGCUUGCCUCCUACUCCUACUCCUCUCUCUUCACGUGCACACAACGCCUCCCUUGGCGAGGCGCGCCUGCUGGAGCUCGGGGCGGCGGCGUUGGCAAUGGCAGCGGCGGUGGCGGUGGCUGAGCAGGAGGAUGUGAUCAUCGUUGGCGCGGGGCAGUCGGGGCUGGCGGUGGCGGCGUGCCUGUCCCUGCGCGGCGUGCGCGCCCUGGUCCUGGAGCGCGACGACUGCGUGGGCUCUCUGUGGCGGAAGCGCGCCUACGACCGGCUCCACCUCCACCUGGGCAAGAAGUACAGCGCGCUCCCCCACGCGCCGCACCUGGACUCUGCGCCGACGUACCUCCACCGCGACGAGUACGCGGCGUACCUGGACGGGUACGCGGCGCGGUUCGCCGUCCGCACGCGCCUCUGCCGCGAGGUCCGGUGCGCGCGGUACGACCCCGCGAGCGCGCGGUGGGAGAUGGAGGCCGUGGACCUCGGCGGCACGGGCGGCCAGACCGAGCGGUACAAGGCGAGGUUCCUGGUGGUGGCGUCGGGGGAGAACGCCGAGAAGUUCGUGCCGGAGGUGCCCGGGCUCGAGGCGUUCCCCGGCGAGGUGAUGCACGCCGCCGAGUACCGGUCGGCGGAGGGCAUGCGCGGGAAGGCCGUGCUCGUCGUCGGGUCGGGCAACUCCGGCAUGGAGAUCGCCUACGACCUCGCGGCCGCCGGCGCCGUCACCUCCAUCGUCGUCCGCAGCGAGCUUCACCUGGUGACCAAGGAGAUCUGGAACGUGGCAAUGACGCUGUACCCGUACCUGCCGGCGUGGGUCAUCGACAAGCUGGUGCUGCUCAUGUGCGCCGUCGUGUUCGGCGACACGUCCAGGCACGGCCUCCGCCGCCCCGCCGUGGGGCCCUUCACCAUGAAGCUCACCACCCCGGCCUACCCCGUCGUGGACGUCGGCACCUACGCCAAGAUCAGGACCGGCGAGAUCCGCGUGCUCCCCGCAGGCGUCAAGAGCGUCCGCGGCAACGUCGUCGAGUUCGGGGACGGGAAGCGACACCCCUUCGACGCCAUCGUCUUCGCCACCGGCUACCGGAGCACCGUCAGGCAGUGGCUCAAGAGCGAGGACGGGCUGAUUGGAGACGACGGGAUGGCGGCACGGAGCUAUGCGGAGCACUGGAAGGGGGACAACGGGCUGUACUGCGCCGGGAUGGUGCGGAGGGGCAUCUACGGCAGCUGCGAGGACGCGGAGCUCAUCGCCGGCGACAUCAGCAAGCUGCUGCGCCCCAGCAGGAGCAGGAGCAGGAGCAGGGCAACGGCUUCUAGCUCCAGCAUUUCUCGUCCAUGGCUAUUGGAGUGCGAGCGCCUUCCUGGGUCUCCCGCUUCAGGCUCGGGCCCAACUCCCUCACCUCCCGGCGACCCGGUGCUACAUACGUCAAGCCCACCGGUCUCGCUCUCAGUGGAGAUUGACGAUCCUGUGUGGGCUGCCCAUGCGCCUGCCGACAUGGGCCCGCCUUCUAACAUGGAAUCCCCAGCUCAGAACCUCUUGGGCCAAUGCUCAGUCGCGGGCACAUCCUCGGCCGCUGGCCCAUUCGCGGCGCAGUCAGCCAACGCUGUGGCCGUUGCCGGACAUGCUACAGGAGCCGCUUCGGUCGGCUUCAUCGACUCCCUCAGGCUGCCGCUGCAGGAAACUCUGAUCCGUACUGCACCGCGUCCAUGCGUUGCGCGUAAUGUCAUCGACCUCAUACCUCGUCGCAGUGACAAGCUCGCAGCCAAGUCAUCCUUUCGCGACCUGCAGCCGGAGAAACAAGCGAGGCGUGUGAUGUUGAUCAGGUGGCAAAAGAGGCCUGAUGACGCCGGUUGCACUCCGGAUACCGCGAUUGCAACCAAAUUCCACAAGACCUUCGCCGAGCCGUUGUCGUCUUCCAAGAAAGCAGCGAUCUCUAGACUCUUUUCCACACUAAUUACCAAUUCUUUUCUUGGUCAUUGA
Miscanthus lutarioriparius is the source of this 1980-nucleotide messenger RNA. Lineage: Eukaryota; Viridiplantae; Streptophyta; Magnoliopsida; Poales; Poaceae. The record is from the annotation of a GenBank genome assembly.